UUGACGUCUAUAAACAACUUUCUGUCUAACAUGAUCUGAGAGCGUAGUCGGAUGUUACAAACAAGAAGCAGGAGAGCACUUUAGCUACCGGGCACCGAUUAACAGAGAAACGGGCAGACAAAGUUUUCGGAUCGGGGCAGAGAGGGCUUAGUGAAAGUUCUUCGAAGUGAAGUUGAUGUGUUUUCGGAUAUGAGAUUCACAUGCAGAUCGAUCCGUGUCUGGGCCACAAACCCAGCCUGCGUCCUGUUCCUGUUUGGGCUUCUACUCACAGCAGGUUCAGCCUCAUCAGAUAUUGUCCCACAGACAAUAACAGCCCAUGUGACUGAAACCGUCGUCCUGCCCUGUCGCAUCACUAUCGAUGAUGAAUUCCCUACGGUGGAGUGGUCCAAGGAGGGCUUGAGGGAAAACAUCAUCACCUUACUGUACCGGGACGGCUGUGAGACGUUUGGGAUGAAGAAUCCGGCCUUCCACUACAGGACAAACCUUCUUUUGAACGAACUGAAGGACGGAAACAUCUCUCAAAUCAUUUACAACCUGAGGGUGUCUGAUGGAGGCAGGUACCACUGCAGGACCUUCAGGGGGAGGCAGUGGCAGGUUCACGCGAUUAUCGUCCUUAACGUGGGUGCCAUGUCAAAGCCAGAGCUCACAGUUGUUCCCUCCUCUGCUGGUGGAGUGACCUUGGAGUGCAAGGCGGAGUGCUGGUUCCCAGAGCCUGACAUAAUGUUUCAUGAUGAUGAAGGGAACGAGAUGACGGCAGAAAAACCCACAAGAGGUCCAAACUCUGCUGAAUGUUUUACUGUUACCAGGAAAGCAGUUGUUCAGACUCCCAUCAACAGAGUGACCUGCAGAGUACAUGAGAGAAAGCUCAAUCAGACCAAGAAGACAGAGAUUUACAUCCCAGAUGACUGGAUGAGGUCUCGCUCAAACACUCCAACCAUCACAGGAAUCGUCACUUCCUUCGUGAUAGGGUUAAUAAUAUGUGGAAUUGUUUUCCUGAUAGACAAAAAAUCCUGCGGGAGAGGACUUCACUUAUGUCUGUCAAGAAAUGGAAAUAUGAAAGAAGCUGUUCAAGAGAGGGAAAAGACAGAUGGUAGUGAAUACAGACACAAUGGUGCCUCACAGGAAGAGCAGUCCACAGAUGACUCCAGAACCUCACUAGAUGACACGGAGCCAUCAGCCCAGCCACCCAGUUACAACGCGUCCACAGGACAGGACACGUCCACGAUGCAAACGCCUGAAAUGACUGCUGAAAGAUCAAACAAAACCCCUAGCUUACUGAGCAAUGACAGACCUAGGUCCAUGUCUGCUUCCCUUUCCUCUUUGCCCUCUUCCAAUAGUUUUCAAAAGACCUUAAGCUACCAGUCAAAUGCCAAUGAGAGCUCAGAGGCACUGUUAAAUAAACAAGAAAACCACAACAACUAAAAUGUGGCAAGGACUAGGCCUGUCACAAUUUAGCUCGAAAUUAUUGGACUAACUUAAAAUGAACUUGAUCAUUUCUAUUUCCAUGAAAUUAGAAUAGGAAUUUUAUCUCCAGAUAAAACUUGCAGGGUAUUUUUUUCUGGAGACAUCCUUAUGUGUUUCAUUUUGUUGUGUGUUGUUUUUAUUUUAUUGUGUUUUGGUUAUUUUGUGUCUUUUAGAUAUCUUAAGAUAUCUUUCAGUUCCAGUGUUAAGAGCUCUUUACAAGAUUUAAAGUUUUUAGAUAUUUGAGAUUGAAAACUUGCCUUGUUAUGCCAUUGUCAGUAUAGUUCAUGAAAAUGGUCUCAGAACAUCCUAUAGUUUAUCGCAAUAACCUGUAGGAAAAAGCAUUGUCUAGCAAAACUGACAGUGAUGGGCCUCAAAGGAUCAGGACAAAAGCCUACAAAACUGUAAUUUAAAACCAAGUAUUUCAAGACUUCUGCUCAGCGGUUCCUCUUCAGUUUUCUUAUCCUCGGGUUUCAAUCUCAAAAGUGUACGUUGUUUUUAGAACAUCUCUGCUCUUCUUGUACGAAAAAGAUAUUACAACUAUCGCCGUAUCCAGUUCCACUUUUUGCGCCACUGAAGCUGUGUGCCAAACUCCUGAGGAUGGGUGUCACGUCAUACAUUUGCAAAUAGAUUCUUGAUUUCCCUUUUCUUCUUUUACAAAUCAUAAGUGGUCUUUUCUCUCAUGCUAUUUCUACACCAAUGACUGCACGUCGCAUCAUGACUCAGUCAAGAUAGUUACAUUUUUGGACACCACUACUGUAGGGAAUAUGAUCUAGUAAUAAUAAAACUGCACAUAGCAGAAGUCUCCUCACUAGCUGACUGGUGCACAUAAAACAACUCGAGUCUCAGCAUAUAUGAAACCAAGGAGACAGUUGUCGAAAAACAAAAAUAUAAUGCACCCACUGGUCAGUGUUGGAGUAAACGGUUUAUUGUGUCUAGGGACCAUCAUGACCUCUGAUCUUAAGUGGUACGAUCGUGUCAGCCAUGUUGUCAAGAAUUUACACCAAAGUUGUGUCCUUUCUUAAAUGUGUCAACAUUUUACUGUUACUUCCAGUCUUCAGUCUGUGUUCUUAUUCAUGUUUAUCUUCUGAUAGACCAGGAGGAUUUGUUUUUACAUUUUACCUUUUCAUUUGGUAUAUGUUCAAGCUGUGUCAAGUUUCUGUAAUGUAUUGUUGUGUUGGAGCAACAAAGCAAAACGAGUUUUAGACGUAUUGACAAUAAAGUAUCGUCUUGAUUUAA
This is a messenger RNA of Poecilia reticulata (guppy), 2700 nucleotides long. Its product is annotated as butyrophilin subfamily 1 member A1-like. NCBI's taxonomy places the organism in Eukaryota, Metazoa, Chordata, Actinopteri, Cyprinodontiformes, Poeciliidae. The record is from RefSeq and is a predicted model, not a curated record. Gene Ontology annotation, molecular function: signaling receptor binding. Gene Ontology annotation, biological process: regulation of cytokine production; T cell receptor signaling pathway. Gene Ontology annotation, cellular component: external side of plasma membrane.